GGCGGGUGGGAGCGAAUCCAGGAAGUACAGAAGCCGGUCAGGUGGGACGCGACGAGACAACACAGGUGACACCGGCGCACAGCUUUGUAUCCCUGGAAACCGGUUGGCUCUGCUGGAGAAGAACAGAAACAGAGGAAGAAGAGGAAUAUACAGAGGGAAGAAGAGAGCAGGGACCUGUCCUCCUCUGAGUUUAUGGACUGGAGGUGGCGAUGUCUCCAGGAGAGGACGGUCUGAUCGGGAUCCCCUUCCCAGAGCACAGCAGCGAGCUCCUGUUCCGCCUCAACGCCCAGCGCAGGGCAGGGCAACUCUGUGACCUCACCCUGACCUCGCGGGGCGCCCGCUACCCCACCCACCGCUCCGUCAUGGCUGCCGUCAGCCUCUACUUCCGCGGGCUGUUUGGGGCGGAGGAGGGGGCCGAGGCGGGGGGAGGAGGAGGGUUCAGUGUAUGCCAGCUGGACUGUGUAACGCCCGAUGCCCUGGAUGCCCUGCUGGAGUUCGCCUACACGGCCACCCUGACCAUCCGCAGCUCUGGCAUGAGAGACGUGUUGAGAGGGGCUCAGUUACUGGGGAUCCAGUGUGUGGUUGACGCCUGUAGAGACAUACUGGGGGAGACGGCGGGGGAGGUAGAGUGGGAGACGGGGGAGCAGAGGGUACAGGCGGAGAGGGAGAGAGAGGUGGCGAGGGGGAUGAAGAAAGGCUCCCGGAGGAAGAUAGACAGACGGAGAGUCACCAAGGUGGAGUCGUCACACCACCAGCCACUGCCUCAUCGCCCGAAUGUCAACACACACCAGCACCCCUCCACUCCUCCUCCACACCCCUCACCUGUUCAAGAUGGGGCCCGCUCUCAACCCUCCACCCGACCCCCCAGCCCUGAGCAGGAAGAGCACCCCUCCACCACGGGACAGAACGGGGAUCGGAAGCAGGGCAGGGGUGCAGGUAGAGGGAGUACAGCAGUCAACGGAGAGGUGCACUGGCCUCAGGAGCGCCUCCUCGCCCCCCACCCCCCUCUCCCUCUCUCAGACGACAGACUGUCAGAAGACGAGGAGGAGAUGGAGGGAGUAGGGAACGGAGGGGUGCCCAGCUUUACUUCCGCCCCCCUGGCAGAGCAAGGGGGGGCCACGGGGCCAGGAGGAGGGGGUAGGAAGAGGAAGUCUCAGACCCCCCAGCAGUGUCCUGUCUGUCAGAAGAUCAUCCACGGAGCGGGGAAGCUGCCCAGACACAUGAGAACACACACCGGGGAGAAACCAUUCGAGUGCUCUACCUGCGGGGUCCGCUUCACCAGGAAUGACAAGUUGAAGAUCCACAUGCGUAAACACACAGGGGAGCGUCCGUACCCCUGCCCUCACUGCCCCGCCCGCUUCCUGCAUUCCUACGACCUGAAGAACCACCUGUCUCUCCAUAGCGGGGCGCGACCCUUCGAGUGCCCGCUCUGCCACAAGGCCUUCGCCCGCGAGGACCACCUCCAGCGCCACCGCAAGGGCCUCAGCUGCCUGGAGGUCCAUACCCGGGCACGACCAAGGCGCGGGUCUGGGGCUGACCACGGGGAGGAGGGCAGAAGGCCCCACGCUUCAGCAUUCCACCCCCGUGCUGGGAUGGUGGGCCUGGGGGAUGAGGCUGGGGUUGGGGUUGGUGCUGGGGCUGGAGGUCAAAUGGUGUUCCAGAAGGAGGCUGACAGGGAGCGAGCUUUAGCCCUCUUAGGGCCUCACAGGCUGCCCUACACUGGUCUGCUGUGGAGAAGCCUGGAGCUGGGGGCGAGGGGGGUGGAAGGGGAGGAGGCAGGCGGGGGCCACUCUCCUGCACUUCAGCAUGCAAGAUGGGAGGAGGAGGCAGAGGAGGAGGCAGAAGAGGAAAUGGCAGAAGAAGAUGAGGAAGACGAUAAGGAUGGGGAUCUCACUCAGGGUAUCCACAGUGACCUGACCCAGGGUAUCCACAGUGACCUGACCCAGGGUAUCCACAGUGACCUGACCCAGGGUAUCCACAGUGACCUGACCCAGGGUAUCCACAGUGACCUGACCCAGGGUAUCCACAGUGACCUGACCCAGGGUAUCCACAGUGACCUGACCCAGGGUAUCCACAGUGACCUGACCCAGGGUAUCCACAGUGAUCCGACCCAGGGUUUGACACAGUGA
Molecule: messenger RNA, 2129 nt
Organism: Coregonus clupeaformis (lake whitefish)
Lineage: Eukaryota; Metazoa; Chordata; Actinopteri; Salmoniformes; Salmonidae
Product: zinc finger and BTB domain-containing protein 7B-like
Exons: 7
Coding region: 210-2129 (639 amino acids)
Biological process (GO): regulation of transcription by RNA polymerase II; positive regulation of gene expression
Molecular function (GO): RNA polymerase II cis-regulatory region sequence-specific DNA binding; protein binding; DNA-binding transcription factor activity, RNA polymerase II-specific
Source: RefSeq, a predicted model, not a curated record